AAACACACGUUUAAAAUAAAAUGGACGUGUGGCAACCUGUGACAGUCAAAGGGCGAAGGAAAGGAAGCCUGGGAAGAUAACGGAGAGGAGAAACCAGUAGAAAGAGAUCUCUAGCCGCCGCCGGGGAAAAGGAGUAACGGUGAGCACAGCAGUGUGGCAACCAGAGAAAAUAAAAACAGAGGAGGUUGUGUUUUGUCGUCUAAGUUUGUCUCCAUCCCUGGUUUUGCACUGAAUCAAAAUGAAAGGCGGUGUUGAUGGAGAAAAUAUCAGCAGCAAUGGACUUUCCACAAUUCAUCUGUUUACUCCCUACAAAAUGGGCAACUUCAAUCUUUCUCAUCGAAUUGUGCUUGCACCAUUGACUAGACAGAGAUCGUUCGGCAAUGUUCCUCAGCCACAUGCUAGCUUAUACUAUUCCCAGAGAACCUCCAAGGGAGGUCUGCUUAUCGCUGAAGCCACUGGAGUCUCUGACACUGCUCAAGGUUAUCCAGACACACCGGGUAUAUGGACUAAUGAGCAGGUUGAGGCAUGGAAACCUAUUGUUGAUGCUGUUCAUGCCAAAGGUGGGAUCUUUUUCUGUCAGAUUUGGCAUGUGGGAAGGGUCUCAAAUUCAGGUUUUCAACCCAAUGGGCAAGCUCCAAUCUCUAGCACAGAUAAGCCAUUAAGACCACAACUUCGAGCUAAUGGUAUAGAUGUUGCACAAUUCACACCUCCUCGGCGUUUAAGGACUGAUGAAAUUCCUAAAAUUAUUAAUGAUUUUAGACUUGCUGCAAGGAAUGCCAUGGAAGCUGGUUUUGAUGGAGUUGAGAUUCAUGGAGCACAUGGCUACCUAAUUGAGCAGUUUAUGAAAGAUCAGGUGAAUGAUCGAACAGACCAAUAUGGUGGAUCUCUAGAGAACCGCUGCAGAUUUGCGCUAGAAAUAGUUGAAGCUGUAUCCAAUGAGAUAGGAGCAGACAGGGUUGGAAUAAGACUUUCUCCCUUUGCAGACUAUUGUGAAGCACCAGACUCUAAUCCAAAAUCAUUAGGCCUGUACAUGGCUGAGGCAUUGAAUCAGUAUGGAAUUCUCUACUGCCACGUGGUUGAACCCAGAAUGAAAAACAUCGGAGGAAAGGUUGAAUCUCCUGACAGUCUAUUGCCCAUAAGAAAGGCUUUCAAAGGAACUUUCAUUGUUGCAGGGGGUUAUGACAGGGAAGAUGGAAACAAAGCAGUGGCUGAAAAUCAUACGGAUCUUGUGGCUUAUGGUCGUUCAUUCUUGGCCAACCCAGAUUUGCCUCAGAGAUUUGAACUCAAUGCUCCUCUCAAUAAGUACAACAGAGAGACCUUCUACACAAAAGAUCCCAUUAUUGGUUACACUGAUUAUCCAUUUUUGGAGUCCACUGCUUGAGUUUCCUGAAAAUAUAUAAUGGGGAGUGUUCUAAAUCUAAUGUAUAAUCAUUGAUUAUCUCCUUUCCAUAUGCAGCUGUUUGCAUGAUGUUUGGUUCUCUAGUUGUAUUCUACUUGCUUUGUGUUUACUAAACAGAAUAACAUUCGGGGACGAUGUAAUCCUGUCUGGAUUGGUGAAACCUUAGCCCCAUUAUACUGCCGGAAGUUUGGCCUGAUCUCAUUGGUAAGAGGGUUUGCUACAUGAUUAUUUCUAAGGCAAUUUCACUCUUUCUCAAAGGUACUUCCUUUAACACUUCCAGUCAAUAAAGUUGUGAUCUUAAUGAUGAGAAUUUGUAUCUCUAUUCAAUCUACUAGAUAAUUCAACUUCUUACCGCUCCUUUGAGAGAGCAUUUUAGUGUUAAAGGACGCUACUAUGCCAUUCUUCUGGAUCUCCUGUGCUAAAACUAGAUGGAAAAAUAUGCGUGGUACCAGGAGCGAAUAAAAAACUCCGGAAUAAUCUUUCUUUGUUUUUUCAUAGCUCUGUUGAUGCCUGUAUAAUGUAUGUUGAUAUUUGGAGAUAAUGUAUUAGAGUUUAUGCAAUUACAGUCUCUGGCUCUGGCUCUGGCUCUGGCUCUGGCUCUGGCUCUCUCCGGCUGAUCUUUUAAUUUGAAUUUUUUUUAGAAAGUUAUUUUUGAUGAAUAAUCUGGGUAGGGGUUGCCAAGUACUUAACUGUUGUAAUAAAGAUAAAUGAAAUUA
Rubroshorea leprosula is the source of this 2115-nucleotide messenger RNA. The record is from the annotation of a GenBank genome assembly. NCBI's taxonomy places the organism in Eukaryota, Viridiplantae, Streptophyta, Magnoliopsida, Malvales, Dipterocarpaceae.